GAGUAGCCUCAGUUGAGCUGCACCUCUUGGCCCCACCUCUUUGUCUCCUUGCAUCAAAUCUGCUGCCAUCUUGGUCUGGCUGUCAUGAGUCGCCAGUUCAGUUACUACCCCAGUGGGGACCGCAUUGGCUUCAGUGGCUGCUCAGCUGUCAUUUCAAGCCGGCUUAGCAGUAGUUCAACCUCCUUCAGAGGUGGGGUGAAGGGAGUGGGGGCAGCAGCCUUUGGCAGCAAGAGCCUUUAUAGUCUUCGUGGCAACCGUUGCAUUUCAAUCAGUGCCACGACAGGGGCAUCAAGGAGUGGGAGCUAUGCCCUUGGGCAUGGGACUGGUUUUGGAGGAGGCAGAGUCAGUGGAUUUGUGGGAACAAUUUUUGGAAAUGCUGGUCUGGGGCCCGUGUGCCCAUCAGUAUGUCCACCCGGAGGCAUCCCCCAAGUGACCAUCAACAAAAGCCUCCUGGCCCCACUCAAUGUGGAACUGGAUCCUGAGAUUCAGAAAGUGAGGACCCAGGAGCGGGAGCAGAUUAAGGUGCUCAACAACAAGUUUGCUUCCUUCAUCGACAAGGUACGGUUCCUGGAGCAACAAAACCAGGUGCUAGAGACCAAGUGGAACCUAUUGCAGCAGUUGGACCUGAGUAAUUGCAAGAGGAAUCUGGAACCUGUUUAUGAAGGCUGUAUCACCAAACUUCGGAGACAAAUGGAGACACUGUCAGGGGACAAAGUGAGACUGGACUCAGAGCUCAGGAACAUGCAGGAUUUGGUAGAGGACUUCAAGAAGAGGUAUGAGGUGGAGAUUAACAGACGGACGGCAGCAGAGAAUGAGUUUGUGGUGCUCAAGAAGGAUGUGGAUGCAGCCUAUAUGAACAAAAUCGAGCUCCAGGCCAAGGUGGAUGCCAUAACAGAUGAAAUCAAAUUCCUUAAGUGCCUCUAUGAAGGGGAGAUUGCCCAGAUCCAGUCACACAUCAGUGACACGUCCGUCAUCCUCUCCAUGGACAAUAAUCGAGACCUGGAUCUGGACAGCAUCAUUGAUGAGAUCAAGAACCAGUAUGAGGAUGCUGCCAUGAAGAGCAAGACUGAGGCUGAGAACCUCUACCAGAGCAAGAUUCAGGAACUACAAAUCACAGCUGGCCGGCAUGGUGAUGACCUUAAUCUUACCAAGGCUGAGAUCUCAGAACUCAAUCGUCUAAUCCAGAGACUCCGCUCGGAGAUUGGGAAUGUGAAGAAACAGUGUGCCAACUUGGAGACAGCUAUCGCCGAUGCUGAGCAGCGGGGUGAUUGUUCUCUGAAAGAUGCCAAAGCCAAGUUGGAUGAGCUAGAGGGGGCCUUGCACAACUCUAAGGAGGAGCUGGCUCGCCUGUUACGGGACUACCAGGAGCUGAUGAGCCUCAAGCUGGCCUUGGACAUGGAGAUUGCUACCUACAGGAAACUUCUGGAGGGCGAGGAGUGCAGGAUGUCUGGCGAGUUUCCCAGUUCUGUGAGCAUCUCGGUCAUCAGCAGUACCAAUACCGGGGCAGGAGGUGGCUUCAGCGUGGGCUUUGGAACCUCGAGCAGUUAUACCUAUAAACAGGGAGGCGCUGAUGUCAAGACCAAGGGCAGCUGUGGAAGUGACUUCAAGGAGCCAAUGACCAAAGGUGGCAGCAGUCCAGCCAAAAAGGGCUCCAGAUAAAGGCUGAAGAGCUUGGGUCUCCCAGUUCAGAAUAUGGGCAAUGAUUCUGUGGGCCCCUGUGAACCCCUGUUUUGCUCCCCAUCCAAGAGAUUCUCUUUGCUCUCUAAAAGCCUGAUUGGUUCCCUUUCCUGCAACACUCAGGAUUUUCUGGAAAAGGGAUCAAACCCCGCCUAGCCAUGGACUCUGAUAAUUGCUCCUCUCUGGGUAGCCUUCCAAAGGCCACAAACCCAAUAAUGGCUGGCGUCUCUCUAAAGUAUUAAUGCUUACCACACUUUACAGACAUGUCGUUUGAGCCUCCCAACACCCCUUGGAGGUAGGCACUAUAUACUAUAGAAUACUAUGGGUAUUCGUAUCCCUCUUUCUACAGAUGAGGAAACUGAGAUUCAGAGAAGUCUCAGAGAAGAUCUUCAUAUCUUUGUGAAGUAGGGGGUAUCAUUUUCUCCAUUUUACAGAUGAAGAAACUGAGGCUGAGGGAGGAUAAAUGACUUACUCCUCCAGAAUUACACAGCUAGCCCCUGAGUAGGAUUUGAAUUCAGAUCAUCUUCUGACUCCCAGUCCAGCAUUCUAUCUACUGUGCCACCUAGGUGUCCACACAUUGGGGUCAUCUUACUAAGUGGCAAGGGCAGGACUUGAACCCUGCCUCCUAUCUCAUUUGUUACACCAGGAUGCCUCCAAGACACAAAGGAUUUACAUACUCUGGUCCUUCCUCAGCCUCUCCAGCUGUGGUCUACCCUCAUACCUCCACCCCAAUUCCCAACCACACGCAACACUGCCGGCUUUAGAUUGUCAAAGAGAACUCUUGCCUUGGGUUGUCUGUAUGCCUUUUCCUGAUGCUGUGUCUGCCACCUUAACUAUGAUUCCCAGUUCUCUGCUGCCUCCUGAAUAAAUGUUGUGCGCUAUUGUGUGGCCUCGUGUGGAGUCUGUU
Molecule: messenger RNA, 2584 nt
Organism: Monodelphis domestica (gray short-tailed opossum)
Lineage: Eukaryota; Metazoa; Chordata; Mammalia; Didelphimorphia; Didelphidae
Gene: KRT72
Product: keratin 72
Biological process (GO): keratinization; intermediate filament organization
Cellular component (GO): keratin filament
Molecular function (GO): structural constituent of skin epidermis
Source: RefSeq, a predicted model, not a curated record